This is a messenger RNA of Bactrocera tryoni, 1073 nucleotides long. It is a transcript of the gene AIMP1, whose product is annotated as aminoacyl tRNA synthase complex-interacting multifunctional protein 1. Gene Ontology annotation, molecular function: tRNA binding. The record is from RefSeq and is a predicted model, not a curated record. Lineage: Eukaryota; Metazoa; Arthropoda; Insecta; Diptera; Tephritidae. The transcript is spliced from 2 exons. The coding region runs from base 4 to 972 and encodes 322 amino acids.
GCCAUGUCAUUAUACCGCAUUUUUGGCCGUGGAGCUGGUAGAAUCGUAACCACAUCACUGCAUCUUAAAACUCAACUUUUAAAAAUACCUGCAAUGGAGGAGAUUAUUGCCAACAAUAAACGCAAUGCGCAAAUCAUUUCGUCCAUCUCAUCGGAGUUGACUGUGAUGCGUGGAGAGCUUCUUGCGCGUAAAAAACAACAAUUAAGCAAAGAAAACGCUUUGUUAAAGCAACAAGUUGAGAUAGCGAAGCAGCAACUCAUAGCACUAGAACUCAGCCAUGGUAAAAAGCAAAUUGCAUUACCAAAUACGCGUAGUUUUUCCACUGAAGCGCCAAGCACUCCAGUUGAAGUAAAUCUUAAAAGUGCUACCGUACCUCAGACAGAAGUUGAGUCAGCCGAUAAAAAGCAAGUGAAGGAAAAGAAACCGAAAAAGGAAAAGGUCAAUACAAAUACCAAUGCAAAUGCUCCUGCGGAACUUCCGGUUGAUGUUGGACGCCUUGAUAUGCGUGUCGGCAAAAUAAUUGAAGUGGAUCGUCAUCCAGAUGCAGACAGUUUAUAUUUGGAAAAGAUCGACUGUGGAGAACCGCAGCCACGAACUGUGGUAUCUGGUUUGGUUAAAUUUGUGCCCUUAGAAGAAAUGCAAAACCGUCUAGUAGUUGUGCUAUGUAAUUUGAAACCAGCCAAAAUGCGCGGUGUAACAUCCGAAGCGAUGGUCAUGUGUGCUUCCACACCUGAUAAGGUGGAAGUUCUCAGUCCCCCAUCAGGUGCUGUACCUGGUGACUUAGUGCAUUGUGAAGGUUACACUCGCCAACCAGAUGCCCAACUUAAUCCCAAGAAGAAAAUAUUUGAGACUUGUGCACCUGAUUUAAAAACGAAUGACGAAUUGGUGGCCUGCUAUAAAGGUGCGGCCUUGCAUGUACCCGGCAAAGGAAAUGUUGUCGCACAAACUCUGAAGAAUGUGAAUGUGAAGUAAAUAUGAAGCCAUCCUUAAAAAGAAGUUUCCUUUUAAAGUGAAAUUGCUUAGCAUGUUUUUGAUAAUGUUUAAAUAUUUAUUUUCAUAAAUUGUUAAUAAAU